This is a messenger RNA of Fusarium vanettenii 77-13-4, 2580 nucleotides long. RefSeq lists its product as uncharacterized. The record is from RefSeq and is a predicted model, not a curated record. NCBI's taxonomy places the organism in Eukaryota, Fungi, Ascomycota, Sordariomycetes, Hypocreales, Nectriaceae. The transcript has 2 exons. The annotation marks the transcript as partial.
CCAGAUGAGAUGGCGCCCCUCAACGGCACCGUGAAGACUCGCCGACCUGGAGGGAGCAAGCUUGCUCACUCCUCCAAGCCUGUCGUCCCUGCUAUUCCUCUGCCCCAUGUGAAGCGCCAGGCUGCCACCGCUGCUGCGCGUGCCAGUGCUGCCUCCCUGCCUCUGGUCUCUGCUGCCUCCUCCAGCCCGACCGAGAAGACCGUUGCUGCUCAGUCACCCGAAACGAAGCUUACGAAUGGCGCUGCAACUGCCCAGGCACACAAGGACACCACUGCACCAGCUGCUGCGAGCCCAACCCCAAGCCCUGCUUCCAGCGCUGCGAAGCCUGUCAAAGAGGCCACCGAAAAACAGGCAGACGAUCUCCCAAAGACCCUGAAUGACAACAGGAACAUUUUGCUUACCCAUCUUGUGACAGCUGCCGAAGUCGCAUCCGUCUCGGAAAAGGCAUCUACCAGCGGUGACCAGGAGAACGACCACAAAGCUCAACCCAUCUCGGACCAUGUUGAUCAGCCCACCUCCGCCCCCCAAGUCGAUCCUCGCGCCCAAGCCUCCGACAAGCACGCCCCCGCCGAUGCAAUUGGAAAGGUCAACGGAGUCACAGCCGCCGAUGAACCUAGAUAUCGGCCUGGUGAGGCAUCCCGAAUGAUAUACAAAGUUCAAGACACUUAUGCCACAAACACAGACAACCAGCCUCUCCCGAAGCUUCACAGCAAGUCUCGUCCUCCACCCGCCGUCCCACCGUCCCGAUACCAGAUGCCUCCUUCUUUCCAACCUGCCAACAGGGCCCUGGGACCAGCUACGAACGGUGACAUGCAUCGUGGCCCCCGGCACCCGAUCAGCGGGCCGCCCAUGCAUCAGCCACAUCCCAGCAACGGUAGCAUCCAUUUCGGCACCUUCCAUGGCUCUACCAGCUCUUCACCCGCACCUCUUUCCGGUGGCAUUGCGCCUCCCCCUGGCAUGCCGAUUCCAGAUGGUCGACCUCCAUACAUGGGCCCAGGUGCUAACGGUUUCCCUCCCAUGAUGCCAUAUGGCUCUGAGCAGGUUCCGGUUACUACCUUUGACAGCUAUGGAAGGCCCUCCAUGGCCUAUGGACCCAUGGAUUCGUUCCCUCCAUUUGGUAACAACUUUGGCCCAUCGACUCCUCACAGCUACCAUGAUUCGCAGGCAUCAGGCCCCCCUGAUGAUAACAGCAUGUACAACCAGUAUCCUGGGCCGGCUAGGAACGGCGUGACUGGACCUGAUGGCUCUCACUCCCCGAGCCAUCCCGGAAGAAUGUUUGGUGGUCUCGAGUAUCCCAGAAUGAUGAUGAACGCUGGCCCUCCUCCACCCCUUAUGUCCCCGGUUGACGAUGCGGAUGGCCUCAUUGGUCAUCUUCAGCAGCAGUUUGGGUCUCCUGAAUUUGCUGACUGCGUCCUGGAGCUCAAAUACCCCGAGGAUCGAGCCCCGCCUGUUCGCAUCCCCGGUCAUCGACUGGUGUUUUCCCGAAGCGCCGAGCUUGCAAACGCCAUGACGAAGAAGGCGGCUCAGCGUACACGCGAUAGCCCACCUCUCCUUGAAAUCACUCUCGAAACUAAGAGCAAGUGGAUUCGAUCGGAUUCCUUCUAUAUCGCCGUCCAGCGUCUGUAUGGCAUGCCGCUGUUUACUAUCCCGCCUCCCCCCGCUGGUCUGAAGCAGGGGGCUAUUUCGGAUGCUGGUUCGAUCAUGGAACGGUUCGAGUUCGCCCUCUCUUACGCUGCUGCUGGCCACCUCCUUCACUGGGACCCUGUUACUCGACGUGGCUGCGAGAUCGCUAUGCAGUUGCUUUCCUGGCAGACCCUCGAGCGCGCCUUGGAAUUUGCUCUGGAGCAGCAUCGGGAUGAGGGUUCGCACCAAGUUUUCAAGUACGGUGAUGGAUCUAGAGCGCUUCUGAACGAGACGGUUUCUUUCAUCAUCAGCAACCUCACUCCUAACUUCGCCCUCGACACUUCAGUUCCUGACCCCGACAACUACUCUCGCCUGCCAGUUCACCCCGCGCCUCCCGCAACCAGCCCAGCCCAGACAUCUGUAUCGCCUCCUAUCGCUCGAGGAUCUUCGGUCCAUCUGGGUAAGGGCCGCCGAUCUCAGCAAAUCGCUGGCAUCCAGUUUGGGGACCUGUCCUUGACUGAUGGCAAGAUCUCGCCUGCUUCGGAUACUUCAAUGGCAUCGCAGCAGCAGCGAUCUCCGUUCACCGCGGUGCUCUCUCGUGUCCUCCUCAACGUUCCUUUUGCGACUCUCAAGAUGAUUCUUGAAACCGCAUCUUCCAACAAGGCGAGUGGGUGGCCUAAUGCGGAGCUCGUGUACCGCAUCGUCAAGGAUGCAGUCGCUGAGCGGGAACGACGUCGACUCAACGCUAUCGCAUCCGUUAAAGCAGGACUGGUUCCCGGCUGGGAGGUGAUCUGGAAACAGCUGUCUAGCCCUGAGCCCCGAUACUUUGGCUUGUGGACCGCUCUGGGUUGGCAGGAGGAGGUUCUUCCUUACGGACCUUCUGAUAGCCCAGCCCUCAGCCGCAGCUGGACUCCUCUCUUCAUGGAAUCACAGAAAGCCCAAGCUGCGUAUCCUUGA